AUGCUGAAACACCUGUUUGCUGAGCUGAUUCAGUGCGCCGGCUCCUCUGCCAUCUACAGCUACAUUGCGCUGGUCGUGGUUGGAGUUGUCACAACCCUCUUCUACAUGAGAAACCGCCUUCGACCAUCCCUCGGCGGCACAGAAGCCAUCAACUGCUCCGCAAAUGCUGCCAAUGUCGUGAGCGUCAACUACCACUUUACGCGCCAGUGCAACUACUCUUGCAAAUUUUGCUUCCACACAGCAAAGACCUCUCAUCUCGUGCCGAUUGAAGAGGCAUGUCGCGGCAUGAAGCUUCUCAAGGAGGCCGGCAUGCGCAAGAUCAACUUUAGUGGCGGCGAGCCGUUCCUCAUCCGGCGCGGCAAGCAGGUUGGUCAGAUGGUCCGGUACGCCAAGGAAACGCUCCAGCUUGAAUCGGUCACAAUCGUCACGAACGGCAGUCUCGUGACUGAAGAAUGGUUUGAGCAGUACGGACAGUGGCUGGACAUUAUGGCCAUCAGCUGCGACUCGUUCGACGAAGGCACCAACGAGCUCAUCGGUCGUACAGCCGCCAACGCCGCCGCCAGACAGGUGGAAGUCGCCUACCGCGUCCAAGAGCUCUGUGGACGAUUUGGCGUCAAAUUCAAGCUCAACACCGUGGUCAACACCCACAACGUGAAUGAGGACAUGACCGAGCACAUUGCGCGCCUGCAGCCUGCGAGAUGGAAGGUUUUCCAAUGCUUGCUGAUCGAUGGUGAAAAUGCAGGAGGCCAGGACCUUCGAGAUGCUCGAGCCCUUGUCAUAACGGACGACCAGUUUGCGGCAUUCCUAGCAAGGCACAAGGCCCUGUCGCCGAUCGCCGAGAGCAACUCGGUGAUGCGCAACUCGUACGUGAUUGUCGACGAGUACUUUCGCUUUUUGAACAAUGUCAAUGGCUCCAAGGAGCCGUCGAUGAGCAUUCUUGACAAGGGUGUCCAAGGCGCUUGGGGGAAGACCGUCUUUGAUCAGGCGGGUUUCGUUGAACGCAGCGGCGAGUACGAAUGGACCAGACUGGCCGAGAAGAAUAGCACCGGCACCAGCACCAGCACCAGCACCCUUGCUCGCAUUCCUGACACCAACGUAGUUCUACGAGCUGUCAAGGAGCUCAGCGACUAAAAGGCUCAUCGAAAAGUGAACAUGUACAAUUCCAACUGAAUGUAAAAUACUGCAAUCCAAUAAAAGUUGUA
This is a messenger RNA of Capsaspora owczarzaki ATCC 30864, 1202 nucleotides long. RefSeq names its product radical S-adenosyl methionine domain-containing protein 2. Gene Ontology annotation, molecular function: catalytic activity; 4 iron, 4 sulfur cluster binding. The transcript has 2 exons. The record is from RefSeq and is a predicted model, not a curated record. NCBI's taxonomy places the organism in Eukaryota, Filasterea, Ministeriida, Capsasporidae. Bases 1 to 1131 code for a protein of 376 amino acids.